UUUGACCUCUCAAUUUUUGAAAACCUUCUCGAAAAACAAUCAAUCGCUUCUGGAUCUUUAUUAACUCCAGAACAGAAAAACCAGGUCUCUAAUGUUCGUGCUCAACUUGGAUUACAAUCUUUUGAAGUUAUGUUUGCUGUUCAUAGACUUGAUUCAAAUAUUCUCAAGCCAGCCCAAGUCCAUUUGGUUGAAUGUAUUGCUCCAACUAAGUCUGAUAUUCGUCGUUUUGCUUUAUUUGAACAACAACAUUCUAAUAAUAAUAAUUCUGGAAAUAUUUUGUUUGAUAAAGAUGAACAAUUUGUUAUUGAGUUAUCCAAAAUUGAACGUUUACGUGAGAAACUUGCUGUAAUGGCUUUUGUUGGUGAAUUUAAUGAACGAUUGGCACAAUUAAAUAAACAAAUUCAAUGUCUUUCUUCAGCAGCUACUUUACUUUAUAAUUCACCUCAUUUCCACAUGCUUUUACAUUUAUUAUUAAUUGCAAUUAAUUUAUUAAGUGGUGAUUUUACUAUUAAAUUAAUUAAAGCAUUUCGACCGUCUAAAUUACAAUCAAUUUGUUCUUUUAUUUUUCCAAAUGGUUUUUCUUUAUUACAAAUUCUUGCAAAAAUUGUUGAAAAACAUUAUCCAGAAUUGGCUAAUUUUGUUAGCAACGAAAAGAGUUUGGUUAUUGGAGAGGCUGCAAAAGUCAAUUUUGCUUCUAUUUCCAAAGAAUUACAUUCGUUAGAACGUGGACAAUCACUUGUUGAAGAAGAGUUAAUUUAUCUCACAGAGGAAACAACUACUAAUAAUGGGUGUGGAAAAAGUCAACAGCAACAACAAUUAGCUGCUUUUUCUGCUCAUUUAACUACUGAAAUUGUUCACUUAAAAGAGUCUAUACAAAGUUUAAAGAAUCAAUUAACUAAUACAUUAAACUUUUUUGGCGAAAUUGAAGAAGAAGAAGAUUAUGAAGACAAUAAUAAAUAUUCUAAUAAUAAUUUCCAAAAAUUAUUCCAUCCUGAACGUUUCUUUGAAGUUAUUGCUAAUUUUUUGGGUGAUUUAAAUGAAGAAUUGAGAAAUCAGUAA
This is a messenger RNA of Meloidogyne enterolobii, 1059 nucleotides long. The record is from the annotation of a GenBank genome assembly. NCBI's taxonomy places the organism in Eukaryota, Metazoa, Nematoda, Chromadorea, Rhabditida, Meloidogynidae.